Messenger RNA from Harmonia axyridis, 1113 nucleotides. RefSeq lists its product as uncharacterized. The transcript has 2 exons. Lineage: Eukaryota; Metazoa; Arthropoda; Insecta; Coleoptera; Coccinellidae. The record is from RefSeq and is a predicted model, not a curated record. Gene Ontology annotation, molecular function: DNA binding. Bases 245 to 829 code for a protein of 194 amino acids.
UACCGUAACGCGGUGUUACUUUGCUACGUAUUGGUGACUUUACACAUGACCGGUAUAUUUUCACUGAACAUUAUAUUUGUAUUAAAUCUGACAUCGUUGCGACAAAACACGUGCAGAGUUGAUUAAGUCGAAUGAUGGUUGGAAUUACACAAUUCGAGAAAAGUGUUCAGUCCGUUGUGGAACGGUGUGGUGGACGUUUGAGCUGCGGCGUGAUUAUCGGCCGUUUCAACAACUGCUUGGUAUAAUGGGCCGCAUUUAUAAAAGAAGAGUUGGUAAUAGAAAUUACGCAAAUUAUUCUGAAGACACAUUAAAAAAUGCUGUUGCAGCAAUCCGUGCUGGGGCUAGUUACAGGGAAGCUGGAAUCCGUUAUGGAAUUCCAUGGAAAACCUUGUGGAACAAGGUCAAAGGAAAACAUAAGAACAAAGUGGGUGGACCAACUGCAUUAACGGAAGUCGAGGAAAGAGUUUUGGUAGACGUGCUUCUUGCAGCUGGUGAGUUUGGAAGUCCUCUCACUGCAUUCGAUCUCAGAUUACUAGUCAAAAGAUAUUUUGAUCGAAAGGGAACGAUCAUAAGCAAGUUUCCAAACAACUUGCCAGGCCACGACUGGGUUUUGAAUUUUAUGGAUAGGCACAAAGAUAAGCUGUCACAAAGAAGCUGCCAGAACAUCAAGACAUGUCGUGCAGAGAAAACGGAAGAGGAGAUGCAAAAUUAUUUUGAAAAUUUGGAGAGAAGCCUGAGAGAUGUUUCACCUACUAAUAUUUUAAAUUUCGAUGAAACUAAUCUUUCCGAUGACCCCGGAUCUAAAAAAUGUAUAUUUCGGCAAGAUUGAAGAGGUGAACAGGCCAGAAUUGGUGGUCAAAUUUAUGAGAGUGAAACGGGAAAAUCUUUUUGUUUUCCCGGACAAAGAUGAUAUUUCCGUACAAAAUGAAGACGACAUUGUUAUGUAUCUGAAGCCUCCAUCAAUGAAGAGGGGCAUUUAUACGUUCGAUGGACUGAAUACUACAGAGUACAAAUUUUGAAUAUUUUAUGUAUACCUAUAUUUAGAGUUGAGAAUGCUUUUUACUUUAUCAAGUUAACAAAAAUGUUUUAUUUACUUUUGUACUUUAUUUACGA